UAAGGGGAGGAUUUACACGGCGAUUUCAAACAAAGAGAAAUCGUUGUUUCGUUUGGAUUUCUUUCCCAGAUUGUGGGAUCGUAACAACUAACACUGGCCUGAUUCACCUCUGUACUCUGAUCACGUCUUUGGCAAUACCUAGCUUUCUCAGUCUCUAAUAAUGUGUAUUUUAGCUUUGUUUCGUAUUUUACUAUUACUUUCUUGUAAAAUUUGUAAAUGAGUUUUCCACUUUGCUCACCCCCGACCAUGCACUGCUCUCUUCCCAGGUUAAUUUUCCCCACUGUGUCUUUCACAGUCAGCAAUUCUUUUUCCAAGAUACGAUUUGCCUGUGGAAAAGGUGACGUUUGACAUUCUUCUACUGCCGCAGUUCGUGUAGCGAAGGUGCUCCCACAAUGCGGUUAGGAUAUUACAAGUGAACAUGCAGGUGGCGAUCUCAAUAACUGUAAUGCCAAACUCUGACAGAAUUAAUUCAUUCAUCAGAACUUGGAUAUUUGCAUUGUGUUUUGAUGUACAGUGAACAAAUUCAAAUGAAACUGCAUCCAGAUAUGGCAGUCACUAUUUAUCACAACCUACUUAUCUCAAGAUUUUGAAUGUUGAAAGAAAAAUCACAAUUCACACUGGGAAGAAACUGUGUUUGGAAGAGUCUGUGAAGAUUCAUCUGAAAUGUCCAAACACCAACACACUGGGGAGAAACUAUGGAAAUGUGGGGAUUGCGGGAAGGGAUUUCUUUACCCAUCCCAGCUGGAAACUCAUCAGCGCAGCCACACUGGAGUGAAGCCAUUCACCUGCUCUGAUUGUGGGAAGGGAUUCACUCAGUCAUCCAGCCUGCUCAAACACCAACGAAUUCAUACUGGAGAGAGGCCAUUUGCCUGUUCUGAAUGUGGGAAAACAUUCAUUCACUCAUCUCACCUACAGAGACACCAGCGAGUUCACACUGGAGAGAAACCUUUCAUCUGCUCUGAUUGUGGGAUGAGAUUUGCUCAGUCAUCCAGCCUGCUCAAACAUCAGCACGUUCACACUGGGGAGAGACCAUUCACUUGCUCUGAUUGUGGAAAAGGAUUCACUCAUUCAUCUAACCUGCUGAGACAUCACCGAGUUCACACUGGUGAGAAACCAUUCAUCUGCUCCCAGUGUGGGAAGGGAUUCACUCGGCCAUCUGGCCUGCUGAGACACCACCGAGUUCACUCCAGGGAGAGACCAUUCAUUUGCUCUGAAUGUGGGAAAGGAUUCACACACUCAUCUAACUUACUAUUACAUCAGCGAGUUCACGCUGGAGAGAAAUCAUUCACCUGUUCUGAGUGUGGGAGGAGAUUCACUUGGUCAUUCAACCUGCUGGCACACCAGCGGGUUCACACUGGAGAGAGACCAUUCACCUGUUCUGAGUGUGGUAAAGGAUUCACUAGAUCAUCCAACUUGCUGACACAUCAGAGAGUCCACACUGGGGAGAGACCAUUCACCUGCUGUGAGUGUGGGAAGGAAUUCGCACGGUCAUCUGGACUGUUAAUGCACCAGCGAAUUCACCACAAACCGCAGCCAAAAGAUUUUGAUCUUAUUCCCACCAAGGAAUGAACCAUGGUCUUUGGGCUAUUUGUACUGAUGUUAUUAAUCCCUGCUCAAUGAAAGGCACUGAUAUUGUUGAUUAAAAUGGUAAUAACAUAUCUGUAAUCUGUAGGGUAGGUUUUGGAAAUGAUCACAUCUUCAGUAAACAUUGUCCACCUGCCCAGUGUGUGAAGAGUGAUUUCCUGGUCCAUCAAGACUAGUUAACCACCAAUGAAUUUCUGAGGAACUGUUGAAAUUGUUUUUUUGAUCCUAUUGUUAUUUAUACACAAACCAUGUUUUCUGGGCCUGGUUCGGAUGUUCUUGGAUAAUGAGGCAUGUGGUGUUUGCAAUU
Stegostoma tigrinum is the source of this 1891-nucleotide messenger RNA. Its product is annotated as gastrula zinc finger protein XlCGF8.2DB-like. Lineage: Eukaryota; Metazoa; Chordata; Chondrichthyes; Orectolobiformes; Stegostomatidae. The transcript has 4 exons. The record is from RefSeq and is a predicted model, not a curated record. The coding region runs from base 664 to 1569 and encodes 301 amino acids. Gene Ontology annotation, biological process: regulation of transcription by RNA polymerase II. Gene Ontology annotation, molecular function: DNA-binding transcription factor activity, RNA polymerase II-specific; RNA polymerase II cis-regulatory region sequence-specific DNA binding.